AUGGUUGUAAGUAUGCGCAAUCUCCUCGCCGACGCUUCAUUUACGCUGCUCACCUCCGGCCACAGAGACGACCCUCAGUUGACUGCUUACCUCCGGCAAUCCCUCCGGCCUCCACUGCUCUAUCUCCGGUGUUGUGAUUUGAACGACGACGAGUUGUUAGCGAAGCUUUUCGACAUUGCGCCGUUUAGUCAUAUUCUUCAUCUGGCAACGCAGACGGGUGUUCGUUAUGCUAUACAAAAUCCUCAGUCAUACGUUAAAUCCAACAUUGCUGGAUUCAUCAAUCUCCUCGAAAUCGCGAAAAACGCCGAUCCACAGCCGUCGAUCGUUUGGGCGUCGUCGAGCUCGGUGUACGGACUCAACACCGAAAACCCAUUCUCGGAAUCUCGUGUGGCCGGAGGUGAGCAGCGUAAAUGA
Lactuca sativa (garden lettuce) is the source of this 414-nucleotide messenger RNA. NCBI's taxonomy places the organism in Eukaryota, Viridiplantae, Streptophyta, Magnoliopsida, Asterales, Asteraceae. The record is from RefSeq and is a predicted model, not a curated record.